Messenger RNA from Astyanax mexicanus (Mexican tetra), 1498 nucleotides. It is a transcript of the gene phb2a, whose product is annotated as prohibitin 2a. NCBI's taxonomy places the organism in Eukaryota, Metazoa, Chordata, Actinopteri, Characiformes, Acestrorhamphidae. Gene Ontology annotation, biological process: mitochondrion organization. The record is from RefSeq and is a predicted model, not a curated record. The transcript is spliced from 10 exons. Gene Ontology annotation, cellular component: mitochondrion; membrane. The coding region runs from base 77 to 985 and encodes 302 amino acids.
AUAAUGCACCGCGGCAGUACAGGAAGUGCUUACCCACGACCUUGGAGAGUGAAGUUACGUGCGCAGAAGAGUCAGCAUGGCGAGUAAAGAGCCAGGAAAUUUUCUGCAGCAGCUGAGGCAGAUCGCGGGCCGGAUGUCCUCGGGUCCAAGAGGAUCCGGACUGGGGGUUAAACUAAUCAUCGGGGCUGGAGCUCUGGCUUAUGGAGUGAAAGAAGCGAUGUACACAGUGGAAGGUGGGCAGAGGGCCAUCAUCUUUAACAGAAUCGGAGGAAUGGAGAAGGACACAGUGCUUGCUGAGGGGCUUCACUUCAGGAUACCAUGGUUCCAGUACCCAAUCAUCUACGACAUCCGAGCCAGACCCAGGAAGAUCUCAUCUCUCACAGGAAGCAAAGAUCUUCAGAUGGUGAAUAUUGCUCUGAGGGUGCUGUCUCGCCCGGUGGCCUCCAACCUGCCCUUCCUCUACCAGCACCUGGGGGUGGAUUACGAUGAGCGCGUGCUGCCCUCCAUCGUUAACGAGGUGCUGAAGAGUGUAGUGGCCAAAUUCAACGCCUCGCAGCUUAUCACACAGAGAGCACAGGUGUCUAUGUUGAUCAGGAGGGAGCUGAUUGAGAGAGCUAAAGAUUUUAACAUUAUUCUGGAUGACGUGGCGAUCACAGAGCUGAGCUUCAGCAGGGAGUACACCGCUGCUGUGGAGGCCAAACAAGUCGCCCAGCAGGAAGCCCAGAGGGCUCAGUUCUAUGUGGAGAAAGCCAAGCAGGACCAGAGGCAGAAGAUUAUCCAGGCUGAGGGAGAGGCAGAAGCUGCUAAAAUGCUGGGUGAAGCUGUAACUAAGAAUCCUGGAUAUCUCAAACUCCGACGCAUCAGAGCCGCCCAGAACAUCGCCAAGACGGUGGCGAGUUCCCAGAAUAAGGUGUAUCUAAAUGCUGAUAGUCUGGUGAUGAACCUGCAGGACAGCUCCUUCAACAACUUGUCCUUGGGGAAGUGAGGGACGUGUCAGCGGGUUGAGUGCAUUCCAUGUUUUGGCAGCCUGUAUUUCUGUAUUUAACCUCUUCUCUGAGUAUGAGUGGACCUUCCAUCACAGCGCUGUGAUCCCGGGCACAGUCCAGAAGAACCGGGUUGAGUGGACUUGAGAACACACUAACACACACUUAACAGUGUUUAUUGCACACAGUUUAUAAAGGGCAUGUGUUGCCUAUUAUCUUAUGUAGUCAUUGGACAUUAUUAUUCAGUAAAAUCCUCUGAAACCCAUAAAUAAUAUCCAUAAAAGUUAAAUUAUUACAUUACGAAUGGUAUAAAGAUGACAGAGGAUUAGUAGUUACCUCUAGAGUAAUCAGAAUAUGCUAACCAAGGCCACUCAACUCGUAGCUAGUGUUCACAGUGCCUGGUUUAUCUGUGUUUGUUAGUUCUGUUCCCAUCAGGAAUGUAUAUGUGAGUGUAUACUGACGAGAUUAAAGCACUGUGAGGAGGUUUCAUUAAAUAUUUUGAAUUUUUGAGACUA